AUGCUGGGAAUUGAAGUCCCUCACAGGCCUGAUUUCCAAUUGAGCCUUUACUUGUCUUCAUACUCUUCUCAGGUUCACAAGAUGGUGCUGGCAUCCUGCAGCCCCUACUUCAGAGCCAUGUUCACCAGUGACUUUAAGGAAUGCCAGGCCUCGGAGGUGACCAUCAAAGACAUGUGCCCGAAGGUCAUGCAGCGACUCAUCGAUUUUGCUUACACCUCACGGGUCACGGUGGGUGAGUCCUGUGUGCUGCACUUGCUGUUCGCUGCCAUGCGUUUCCAGAUGGAUGAUGUCUCCAAAGUUUGCUGUGACUUCCUCAGUAAGAACCUGGAGCCUGCCAAUGUCAUUGGCAUCACAACCUUUGCUGAGAGCAUUGGCUGCACUGAGCUACACCUGAUGUGCCAGGAGUACAUUAAUGCCCACUUCACUGAGGUGACUAAGGAGGAAGAAUUCUUCAGACUGUCUCACUGUCAGCUGUUGGAGCUUGUCAGUCAGGACCGACUCAAGGUUCUGUGUGAGUCAGAGGUGUACAAGGCUUGCCUAGAGUGGGUGAGGUGGGACCCGGAGAAUCGGGCCCAGUAUUUCCACGCUCUCCUUAAUGCUGUCCACAUUCACUCCCUGCCUCCAAAAUUCCUUAAGACUCAGCUACUGGAGUGUCCCAUCCUAAGCAGGGCCAAUUCUUGCAGGGACUACUUAUCCAAAAUCUUUCAUGAGAUGGCAUUGCGGAAGCCUUGCCCACCUCCGCGACCCCGCGGUAAUCAGCUGAUCUAUGUGGCUGGUGGCUACAUGCAGUUUUCGCUGAGCUCCAUGCAGGCCUUCAGUCCUCAGACAGAAAGUUGGAUAAAGCUGGCAGACAUGCCAUCACCUCGCAGUGGCCUAGGAGGCUGUGUCCUCUUUGGAUUGUUCUAUGCUGUGGGCGGGCGGAACAACUCCCAGCUGGAAAACACAGACUCCAACACUAUGGAAUGCUACAAUCCCAUGACGAACCAGUGGAUGCAGCGAGCUCCCAUGAGUGUUCCGAGAAACAGGGUUGGGGUUGGAGUCAUCGAUGGAAGCAUUUAUGCAGUUGGAGGCUCACAAGGCAUGGUGCACCACUGCAGUGUGGAAAGGUACGAUCCUGAAAUGAACCAGUGGACGAUGGUGGCUCCGAUGUCUGUGGCUCGGAUUGGUGCUGGAGUAACUACCUAUGACGGGCACCUUUAUGUGGUAGGAGGCUUCGAUGGGGAGAACCGGUGGAACUCUGUUGAGCGUUACCAUCCUGACACAGACAAGUGGGAGACCAUCACGCCCAUGAGAUCCAUUCGCAGUGGAGCUGGGCUUGUCCAUCUUGAUGGCUACAUCUAUGCUAUUGGAGGCUACAACGGGAUGGAGCAGCUGAACAGCGUGGAGCGCUACAGCGUUUGUAGUAACUCCUGGACACCAGUGGCACCCAUGAAACAUCGAAGGAGUGCAUUAGGAGUCACCGUCUACCAAGGCAAAAUCUAUGCAUUCGGGGGAUUCAAUCAGUCUGGCUUCCUGUCUACCGUGGAGAGGUACAGCCCAGAAAAGGACGAGUGGACUGAUGUGACAUCCAUGCUUUCACCGUGCAGUGGGAUGGGGGUGGCUGUCACCAUGGAGCCAUGUCCCGGCAGCCUAGAGCAGGAAGCCAGAGAUGAUGAGGAAGAUGGAAACUACGGGUGACCCACUGGUAUUCCAAGGGGUGUCUACCACUAGCUGUCCCUUCCCCUUUUACCCUAAACAUCUAAUUCCAAAACACCAACACAAUGCCUUUUUGGGAGACAGACAUGCCAAAUAUGUUUCUUGAUGUGAUCUGACUGGGCUAGCUGGCUCCUUCAGUCGAUUUGCUUCACCCUGGCUGCCCGGGAGCUGCCAAUGACCUGACCUAAUAAGGACUGAAGUGGCUACCAUGCUGAACUCCUGGAGCCCUGGGGAUUUGUUGCAAUAAUAUGUAUUCAAGCGCAUUGCCAUUGCGGUCAGUGUAGCAGAUGUGAGGUUUGUAUUGAGAGGUGUUGUGUUAUUGUGAGGACCUUUAGGUUUUGAAAGACUGGGGAGAAAUAAAGGAGGAGAUGUAAGGGUUAGGGUGACCACCCCUUAUCCUUAAGAAUUCAUUUUUACGAAGUGUUCAGCAAUCUGAGUAUUACCUCAUGUGAUUGUGGGUGUGACUGCAUGAGCCGGAUGGAAUGGUGGGCAUCUCAGGCUUUGUAUGCAUGCAUGAGUGUGUGUGCAGCUGUAGCCAUGUAGCUUGCAUUUGUGUGCGGCCGCUGUGGAGAUGCAUGUAGAUGUAUAUUACCUUGUAAACGGGUCCAUUCUCUUUGAUUAAUUCUGCACUUCAGUGAACAGCUGGCAACAUCUAAACAUUGUUUUUUUCUGUGGAUGCUUGUGAGUGAGGACUGUCCUGCCAUGUACUGGUGUCCCGUCUAUGAUUGGUUCCUACAUGGAACUCACUCCGCAUGAUGUAGGCUAUUAAAAAGGAGGGAUACAAAAUAGAUUGGCAUUAACAGAUCUUUUGAAUCUGACUUUGCCAACUCAGACAGAAUACAGGGGAUACUGAGUCCUAAGUUCAAGAGGAAGGACAGUGGUCCACUGAUCGGGGCUUCAGUUUGGUGACAAGUCCUAUCAUCUCAUUAACACCAGCCUUCAACAUUAUGUUGCUACAGUAGGAUUGUCAUAGGCGUUGCCCACUUUACUGAAGUAAGAUUUGACCCUAAAAUAUUUGACCGGUCUGAGAGCAGAUCUAACCAAAUGUCAGGAAUGCCAUUCCAAAAGGGAAAUGGAAAUAAAAAGCUUGAGUUGUCCUCCUCACCCCAUCCCAGCCUUGUGUCAGUCUCCAUGAGCUUCUUGUAAGACUUGCAUGGGCAGUGGUCAGCCUUACUAGAUAGCAGCUGCCCAGAAUUCUCCCAGGAAUCGUAUGUGACCACUAAGCAUGGCCAUGGGAACGUCAUCUGUUUUUGUCAUAGUAGGGUCCUACCGUGACACUGUUUUCCCUUUUAGAAUUGUUAUUACAUAGACCAUAACAGAAUGCCCCAAAUCCCAUACCCUUACCACACUGUCAGGAUUGACUGGUACUGUGGUUUAACACGUUCCCCUCUCUUUUACAUCCGUAGGCCCUGGAAAUUAGAAUGGAGGUCUAGGACAGGCAGGUGGGAAAGUUGCACAUUUAUUCAUGGGUUAUAGAUAAUAUGCCCAAAAUAUAAGCAGAGUGCAAAUGGUAGUGUUGGUAAACCUGAUAGGAAGCGUUCAUCUUGCAUCCUAUAAGCUUACUACCAGGUGGCUCUCUGUCUUAGUAAGUUGGAUUUGUUUCUUGUCUCUUUAGGAUGGAAAAUGAUAGCAUGGCCUGUCUGCAUAGGGUAGCUUUGACGCAGAGACCCCGUGGCUUUGCAGACCUCAUUUAACCGACUCUUAAUGGCCCUUGACAAGACUCGCGCAAAGUGAAGAUGUCAGUUAUUCAGCUCCAUUCCAGCCCAUGCCCUCCGUAUGCCUGUCCCUUCCUCUGCAGUCUUUCUUUGUGGGGGGAAGGCUCAUAGAAUGUCAAGUGUCGGUGCUUACCUGGCCGGCCCACCCUGCUGCAGAUGUGUGCACAGUAACCGACUGUGUGUGCUCGUGUGCAUGUGCAGGUAUGUGAGUGUCAGCAAGUUUGUGUGCACUGCCUUCAAACGUCUAAAGUGUGUUCACACUGACAGGUGUUUAUAGCUGGAGUGAUUGUGUGUGUGUGUGUGUGUGUGUGUGUGUGUGUGCGAGUGCAGUGCUGCUCACACACACACACACACACACACACUGAUCUCACAAUGUGCACAAUAAUUGACUCUGUGUGCUCGUGUACAAGUGCAGAUGUGUGAAUGUGAGCAGCCUGGUGUGUGCUUCAUUCAAACAUCUAAAGUGUGUUCACACAUUCAGUGUUCAUAGCUGGAGUGAUCAUGUGUGUGUUUGCGCGAGUGCAAUGCUGUUCACACACACACACACUGAUCUCACAAUGUGCACAGUAAUCGACUCUGUGUGCUCGUGUGCAGGUGUAUGAGUAUGAACAGCGUGGUGUGCACUUCAUUCAAAUGUCUAAAGUGUGUUCACACAUUCAGGGUUCAUAGCUGGAGUGAUCACGUGUGUGUUUGCGCGAGUGCAAUGCUGUUCACACACACACACUGAUCUCACAAUGUGCAUAGCAAUCGACUCUGUGUGCUCGUGUAUGAGUAUGAACAGCGUGGUGGGCACUUCAUUCAAAUGUCUAAAGUGUGUUCACACUGACAGGUGUUUAUAGCUAGAGUGAUCGUGUGUGUGUGUGUGUGCGAGUGCAGUGCUGCUCACACACACACACAGAUCUCACAAUGUGCACAGUAAUCGCUCUUGUACAAGUGCAGGAGUGGGAGUGUGAGCACGUUUGUGCAGGCCUGAAGUUUGAAAUCACACCGUAGGUGUGUGCCUGAGUGUGAGGGUGCAAACAGGUUUUAAACCUUGUGUGCUGCGUCUGCGUGUGCAUAUGUGCACUUGUGUGUCUGUUUGCUCUUCCCUUUGUGAACCUGCAAUGCCUUUGUCUGUGAGCAGCAGUGUUUACUUGGCUGUGUGUGUGAGUUUUGUGUCCAACAUCGAGUGUGAGUUCACAUGCAGUAAGAAAAGCUGUGUGGGCGUAUGUGGUGCAUGUGCUAACAGUCUGCAAAUGUUUGUGUAACCUCGCAUGCAGUGUGUGUGUGUGUCUGUGUAAGGAUGCGUAUUUGCACGUUUGGAGUGUCUUGGAGCACCUUGUGCUUGUGUAUACAGGUGUGUAUGUGAGACAGCGAGCGAGCCGCCGUGUGUCCAUACCCAGACAGUAUUUGUCUCUGCAUGGCUGCCCUCUCCCCUUACUCUCCUCCAUGCCCACGCUGGGUCCGUAGCGGUGUGUGAGUAGGUCCCCCUGCAUUCUCGCUCCAUCGCGUGCCACUUGUGAAGCCAGCCAGAGUGGCGACCCGUUUGGCAUGAGAGAAGUGAGUGCAUCUCCAGGGACCCCCAAACUGAAGUUUUGUAUAUUUGCACAUGGACCCUCUGUUGAAGUGCCCAACCAAACUGCAGCUGGUUUCUUUUCAGUGAGGGAAUUCACUGCAACGUAAGAUGAGGAAAUGGCAGCGGGGCAAAGCUGGCUAUCUAGUAGCUUAAACCCGUCCACCACAGGGUACGCUGCUGUCAGAUGAAUGCCGCCUUCACACUUUGAAGAUUUGUCUUUUUUUUUUUUUUCUGGAUAAUAAAAGAAGCUGCUCCCUG
Molecule: messenger RNA, 5223 nt
Organism: Polypterus senegalus (gray bichir)
Lineage: Eukaryota; Metazoa; Chordata; Cladistia; Polypteriformes; Polypteridae
Gene: keap1a
Product: kelch-like ECH-associated protein 1a
Exons: 6
Coding region: 1-1677 (558 amino acids)
Molecular function (GO): protein binding
Source: RefSeq, a predicted model, not a curated record